GUUUCAGUGUCGAGUCAGCCGUGAUUGCGUCGCCGUUUCGCCGUCCUCGUCCUCGUCUUCACCGGCCUCAUUGUCGUCAUUGUCGUCAUUGUCGUCUCCGUCGCGUGACUCUGAUGGGACGGCAUCGUUAAGACACACGUUCUCGAGAUGCGCGUUUCAAUCGUCCCGCCCGAUUCCACGAGACCUCCCGUGGGUCAACUGGGUCAGGUGCCAAACGAAGCGGAGCGGCCUGAUUAAAUACCUCGGAGAGACCCGGUUCCGAAAACGGAGUGCUCCUCUUUUUAGCUGCGAGCAAUUAGAAAUACGCCCGGCGCGGCGGAUCGAGCCGCGCGUGCUGAAAAAUUGAUUAGCGCCAUGACAAUGAGUGCGUUAAUUUGUCUAGCUCUACAUUGCACGCGAAAGCCUAUAUACGGGUGAUAAGUGGUUCUAGUUAAGGAAGCUGCAUUAAUCGAUGCAUUUAUCGUGCUCCGGUUUCCGUCGAGUCGAGCCGGGCAAGAAGCAGUUCGCGAUUCAGGAGAGGCAAAGGAAACGACGGAACAGCAGACACAUGUAGCAUUCGGGCAUCAGUAUAAUGAAGCCGUCCAUGAAAAUGGGAGUGAUCGCCUUGAUAGGGAUCUUCGUAGUCUUUUAUCAAUAUCUCCUGUCCACCGGCAUUACUUUCGAUCAAGUAACGGUCUUCAAUGCCGAUACUUCCGCGAACGCUGCCGAGGAUUUGCCGGUCGGUGAGGAGGAUAAUAGCGAAACCCCAAGGCUCGCCGAGGAAAUGAUUCGAUACGCCGUGUACCAAGUACAAAUCACGAACGGCCUGAGUCCGGAAAUAAGCUCGAUGCUCGUGCAGGAACUUAUCAAUCAGUUAAGCGAAAAUGUCUCGGUGGCCUCCAGAAAUCAUUUCAAGUCUCCGCCGCAAUCGCAACCCUCGGCGAUGGCGAUACACAGGGCGGUAACGCCUCGUCCGUCGGUUCCUUCCGAGGAAUCGUCCGAAGAACCCCUAUACAUCAUCACACCCACAUAUCGAAGACCCGAACAGAUCCCCGAACUCACGAGGAUGGCCCAUACCUUGAUGCUGGUCAAAAAUAUACAUUGGCUCGUCAUCGAAGACGCUACCGUCGCUACCAAGCAAGUUACCACAUUAUUGGAAAGGACGGGCUUGAAGUUCGAUCAUUUAAUCGCUCCGAUGCCGGAGAAGUACAAGCUUAAAAAGGGCGCCAAGCCGCGAGGGGUGUCGAACAGAAAUCGUGGUUUACAAUGGAUCAGGGCGAACGCCACAAAAGGUGUGUUCUACUUCGCCGACGACGACAAUACUUAUGAUAUUGAACUUUUCGACGAGAUUCGCAAGACAAAAACAGUGUCGAUGUUUCCGGUGGGAUUGUGCACCAAGUUCGGGCUGAGCUCGCCGAUCUUGAAGAACGGAAAAUUCGCAGGGUUCUAUGAUGGUUGGGUAGCUGGACGGAAGUUCCCGGUGGACAUGGCCGGAUUCGCCGUGAACGUCAAGUUCCUGCAUCAGCGGCCGAACGCCACCAUGCCGUUCCGCGCGGGAUACGAGGAGGACGGGUUCCUGAAGAGCUUGGCACCGUUUGAGCCACGGGACGCCCAACUGCUGGCGGACAAUUGCACCAAGGUGCUAGCCUGGCACACACAGACGAAGAAGAACGAGCCGAGCGCGCCGUUGGACAUGAAGCUUUAUGGCGCGACGAAUCUGGUGAAGCUCAAGCAGCAGAUAGUAUGAUGUCGGCCGGGACAACGAAGAUGCGUGAACUCGAACCUGAAUCUUGUGUGUAAUCCCGCCCCUCCUUCGCACUAGUUCAUCGGUGUCACUCCAGGGGAAUUCCUAGGUGCGGAAAAUUGUGCGAUUCAGUGCCUAAAAGUAUAUAUCUACCCUCUCUCUCACGGCGAGAGCGGGAAAGUCGUUAUUACCUUUAAGCAUAGCCGGUAAAACGAAUCGUUUUUUUAUCAGCUUUUACACAUCCGCAACAAGUAGCUCGCCCCGAAGACGCCCCUUGCUCCGAGAAAGAAUAUCGCGGUGGAGAAAAAGAAUAAAAUAGGACCCUCGGGGCAACGUUAUGACUCGAUACAGUGCAGAUAGAAAUUUACGCGUAGAGUCCGAAACCAUCUAUUACUGUUACUUUUUGACAUUCCCAUUUUCGUGAAGCGAUGCACGGAAAGAUCAGUUUUGUUAAAUCUAAAAAUUUAGCUAGAUACUGAAGAUAACUUUGUUUGAAUCUGCACCAAAAAGAAAUUAUGUAGAACAUUUAAACUGGUGAUUACAAUGUUAAAACGUUUUGCAGCAUUGCCUUCAAAAUUUUACAUUGAUUAUUUUGAUAGUCCAACAAAUCAAAAUUUUCUUGCUUCAGUAAUAUUGUUCUUUCCGUCUAUAAAUGCGAAAAGGAAGAUGAAUUCCUUUAUUAAUAAUACUAAUUGAUACGUGGGAUGGUGAUGUUCGUUAAGUGAAAAUCGAGGCAAGAUUUCGAAGUAUCUUUACGCGUAUAAAUGUUGAAGUCACGCACUGUACAGAUCAACGACCAAAGAAAGCAAAUGAGUCACUCGCUGUAACGUUAUAAACUCUUACACUUAUUUUACUCUACCUGAGGGAUACGUCCCAAAUUCUAUAAAUAGAUACUCUAUUCUAUUCCAAUCUAUUCCAUAGCGCGAAGUUUCAUUCCUAAACUUGCUCUAGUAUGACACGAGGUCACAAAUGAUUCGAUCAAAGAGUGAAAAUAUCUGGGCGAUUUUACGCCCUCCCUUUAAUUCACGCUGAUCGGUCUCCUAAUGAUGAACUUGACAUUGCUCGUUAAUCUAAUUACCAAGUAUAAUGUUUAACGAUCGUCAUUUAAUCCUUAUCCUGCCUCUUAAUGCGAUUAGCAAGUAUAGGCGAUUGCGAGAUAAAGAAUUAGAGCAAGUCCUUUAAUAAGAAUUCCUCUCGUAGCUUCGAAAAAUUUCGAGUGAGAGGAUAAAUGUUUAAAAGUCGAAGCAUGAAAAUCGAAGUUUAGCUUUGUCAACAAUAGAGAAAUUAUUAUUUACACGAGGAUUUCUGAUUCAAAUAUGAAAUUUUCUUCGACAGGUAUUUUCGAUCGAAGAAUAUCAAGUUAAAAUGCACGAGAUACCUUUGACUUAUUUAGCCUUCAACAUAAAUCAACAUAAAUCAGCAUUUAAAAAAAAUGUCCAACAUGCAGUAUGCGCAUAAUUAUCACAACUUAGACCGAAUAAAUUUUUCAGGUUUUUCGAAGAAUCUGAAAAAUUGAUUUCACGACUGAAUAUCGUGGAAUGCCUAUAUCGUACGAGUAGCAUUCGCCGAAACAAGCAUCCUCUCCUGUAUUUGACUGAAUAGAGAUACUUUUAAUUCUCGAGUUGCGCUCGUCGCUGCUCUUUCAUUUCCUUUAGCAUAAGCCAUUUAUUUCAUUGCGUAACGUCGAUUUACGAAAUCAUAAGCAAAAUAGCGAAUUAUAAUCAAAUAGAGCGUUUCCGUUACCAGUGUACUUGCGUGCGUGUGCGUAGAAAAUAUGUACUUCCUAGAAAGGUAUAAUAUUUAAUGCUACGUUUGAUUCCUCUUGCACGGUUCGCGCGAGUUAAAUAGUACUAAAAAAAAAGCUAGGAAAUAAAAAAGGUGUGCACUGAGUGCGAAAUCCAAAGAAUCCGUUUCGAUUAAUUGCCGAUGAAAUCAUCAGAAUAAUAUCGAAUCAGGAUUGUACAGUGGAACCUUGAUAAUUCCGAACGUCUCCAUUACUCUAACAUAUCGUUGUAAAAAUUCGACCAAUAUUGGAUCAAAUAUUAUCUAUAAUUUCCUGUGAUCUUACUUAUACAAAUACUUCGCGUAUGUCACUUAUUAUUUCUCUAAUCGGAGAAUAAUGUAGUUAUCUUCAAUUAUACAAUUUGUACAUUAAAAAAAAUCAAAGUUAAAAAUUAGUUACAUAAUGUUGUAAUUAAUCGUGGAUCAAAGUAUUAAUUAAUUAUCAGUCAGCUUAAUUAAUUCGGCAUUAGGAGUUCUGCUGUACGAACACUCGGAAGACUGCGGAAAAAUAAAAAAAAAAUUUUCUAUUCUUAUAUGUAUAUUUAGUAGCACUUUCGAUUGUAUAUCUUUAAUAUCGAUAUUGGAACAUUUCAUAUCAUUAGUUUGAUCUGGGAGUCGAUCAUGUAACUCUCCCAACCGUGAAAAUGUGAAAUUGUUCACGUGAACCGUGGUGGCGAAAAGGCGGAAACCUACGGAAUUAAUAAAUGUACUUUGAAAUUUAAUAGAAGUAUGGCCAUGUUAUUCGUCGAAUAGAUUAUUAUUUCAGGAGAUAAAUUAUGUUGAAAUAAAAACGGACUAUGAAUACCGGCCUAGAAACCAGCGCAUUCAAACACGCUAUGCGUGAAAAGUUUCAUGUGAAAUUUCGAUGAGUGAAAAAUGAAAAGUGAAAGAUUGAAGCGUAAAAAGUUUUACGUAAAAUUACAUGAUUGACCCCCAGGGUAACUUAAAAUAUAUUCCUAAUUCCCAAUAAUUUCUUACGACACAUUAAUUUCCGAAAGUGCUCUACUUUAUCUACUUUCGUCUAGCGUGUGACGUUUUAUAUAGACGUGAUUCUAGCGUAUGGAUGAUAAUAAUUUAUCGCUUAUGUUCUAUAAGAUUAUAUACAUAUAUAUUUAUAUAUAUGUAUAUAUAUUAUAUACAUAUAUUUAUAUAUGUAUAUUAUUGCUGACACCAAAACUCAAAAAAUUACGGUAUAUACAUAAAAUAUCUAUAGGAUAAUUGCACUAUUUAGAAAUUGAUCAAAUGUCGAAAAAGUGAAAUGGCGUUAAAUUUUUCCUCAUUCACAUAUCCUGCCAGAAUGUGCGGAAAUUUGUGUAUAAAAGAUAUGUUAUUUAAAUUUUAAAUUGAUUUAUAUGGAUAUGCGGUCCGCAAUAAACUUACAACAAGCAAUAUGUGCGAUUCUCGCGCAGUUAGAUUGUAAAGUGAGAAAGAAAGAGAAUGCGCGCGAGAGAGAGAGAGAGAGAAAGCGAGCGAGCGAGAGAGAGAAAGAGAGGAAGAGAAAUAGAUAGAUGAACGAUUAUAUUUUUGUUUUAUCAGAAUAUGUAGGAAGUAAGACGUCUUGGUUCUAAUUUUGUGAAAUCUUAGAAAGUACUUAGCGCGUUGAUUUUAGACGGUUUGUAAUAUACGAUUGUAUUAUUUUAUAAUAUCAGUUCUACGUGAUAUAGGCGGAUAAAAACGCCUCCAUCGCGAGUAAUGCUCAAAUUUCCGGCAAUCCAGAGGCUGAGUGUAUAUGUGCAAGCCGGAAAUUGUAUAUAUAUAUAAAUCUUUAUUUCUAAACAAAAUAAUUAAUCUUUUGUUAUAUAUAUAUAUAUUUAUAUCACAUCCAGGUCUGAAAGAAUUGGAGAAGAUAGGAAUACUUUUUCAUGGAAUGAAAAUUACAGUGCACACAUAUUUCCCUCGCUAUUUUUUUCUAUUAUAAUAAGAAUGAUUUAAUUCGUGUUUUUUCCGAUUUAGUAUUUUUGCAAAUUUGGAGUAUAGACUCAAAAUUGUUCUGAUGUGUAUAAUAUUCUUUUUUUCAUUUUUGCGGAAUUUACUUACAAAGAUAUUUUUGUAUCAGGCUUGAUUUUCUCGAGACACAAUUCUUACUAUCAACAAAAAAAGAAAUUUAGAA
Molecule: messenger RNA, 5615 nt
Organism: Trachymyrmex cornetzi
Lineage: Eukaryota; Metazoa; Arthropoda; Insecta; Hymenoptera; Formicidae
Gene: GlcAT-P
Product: Glucuronyltransferase P
Exons: 6
Coding region: 572-1726 (384 amino acids)
Biological process (GO): carbohydrate metabolic process; chondroitin sulfate proteoglycan biosynthetic process
Cellular component (GO): Golgi membrane
Molecular function (GO): galactosylgalactosylxylosylprotein 3-beta-glucuronosyltransferase activity
Source: RefSeq, a predicted model, not a curated record